Molecule: messenger RNA, 612 nt
Organism: Annulohypoxylon truncatum
Lineage: Eukaryota; Fungi; Ascomycota; Sordariomycetes; Xylariales; Hypoxylaceae
Product: trm112p-like protein
Exons: 2
Coding region: 61-444 (127 amino acids)
Biological process (GO): rRNA (guanine-N7)-methylation; tRNA methylation; peptidyl-glutamine methylation
Molecular function (GO): protein heterodimerization activity
Source: RefSeq, a predicted model, not a curated record
GUCAGAUUCUAAACUUGCGAGAAACCCAAAAUUCUUGUCGCAACUCAACUACACGCCGAGAUGAAGGUCCUAAGUCUCAAUUUCUUGACCUGCGCGGUCAAGGCCUGCAAGAGCUCGUCGAAUUCAUAUCCGCUGCACCCUAAAGACGCAGAGUUGGUGCAGGACGAUAUCGAGGUGAACGCCCAACUCUUGAUAAAUUUGCUGCCCCGCAUCGAUUGGACGGCGCUGUCUACCACUGCUACUGAGCUCGGCUUCCCAACCUUGCCGCCUCAGCCCCCGUCCGUGGAGGAGCUGCAGGGCGACGAGAAGACGCUUAAGGACUUGCACAACCUGCUCAUGGAGACGCAGAUCAUGGAGGGCAAACUCGUAUGUGCAAACUGCGGCCAUGAGUACGCUGUCCGGGAGGGUAUCGCCAACUUCUUAUUACCGAGUCACUUAGUCUAAAGAAACUUUUCGGCUGUCUAUGAACGAAGCUUCAGGCGAGGAUAUUGGUAGCGACAGCACUAAGACGGCUAAAAGGUUGAAGGCGUUCUGGAGUCAAGGAAAAACGCGAGCAUUAGGCGGGUAUGCGAUUAGUGUGCAUGGUGGAAAUAUCACAGGCAAGGGGAAAAG